This is a messenger RNA of Oikopleura dioica, 2988 nucleotides long. The record is from the annotation of a GenBank genome assembly. Lineage: Eukaryota; Metazoa; Chordata; Appendicularia; Copelata; Oikopleuridae.
AUGGUCUCGAACCUGAGGGUGAUGCUUGACCAAGCCCUUGGCUCCGGCGACGAUGCCGGAGCGGUCAACUUUCUCGAGCUCAAGGUGAUCCUGGACGCGAUUCUGGUCAAGUUGGACAUCGGAGCCGAGCUCCCACAGGUCGGGCCUAACGGAGAGGUCCGACCAGCCACUGAUAAAUAUCACGAACGCCUUCAGCAGUUGGAAAAAAUUGUCGAAGGAAUGACGCGGCCUAAAAGCCCAAAUACGCUUAUUCAACAGACGCAGAACGGAGACGAAGGGCCAAUUACGAAGGAUUUCGCCGAAAAUAGGCUGAAAAAGCGAGUCGACGCGAACGAGGAGGGAAUCGAGAAGGCGCUCGAUAUGCUCGAAAAGCUCGCCCGCCAGUUGAAAAACGUCGAAAGCGAUUUGAAGGAUACCAAGGAUAGAAUGGCGAGCGAGCAAAAAGCACAAGAUGAUCACCUGAGCGCCUUGGACUCAUUAGUAAAGGAGCUUGAGUCCAAGAUGGAGGAGAACAAAGCGGCAACUGACAAGGUACACGACCUUACCGACAGACUCGCCAAUCUCGAAGAACGAGCUGCUAAGGUCGAACAAAUUGCCAAAGAAGCUGUUAAUUGGUCCCAACUCGACGAAUCUUUCAGCCAUGAUUUCUUUGGCAACGAGCUUGACAACGAAAUGUCCAAGUGUCACGAAGAACGCGAAAAAUAUCAAAACUAUUUUGAGGGACUUCAUAAGCUCGCUGAUAUGCGCGACAUGAUUGAAGAUAUCAACAGCGGUCUGGCCGAGCUCGACAAACAUGUGCAAUCCAAUAUUAACGAUAUAACAAAGCGACAAGUGAGUCGCUCAACCCUUGGUGAUUCAAGGCUUUCCCUCGCCGGCACACCCUCACGUGAUUACCUCCUGCAGAACUCAAACCACUCCCUAACCGGACGAGCACAGCCCCCAAGUCCCAACAUGCAAAAUAUCUCAAGCAAAGGCAGUUCUCGCACAAAUCUCAAUACUCAGCCUCAAGUUGGGGCUCCCUCGCAAGCUCUUGGAGGCUCAAACUCCAAAAUUAACCCGUCCCCUCAAGUUGCAAGAACAGAUCCCGCGGCCUCUAGCUCUAACAAGCAAGAUGGAAAUAAUGCACUUUCGAAUCAAAACAGCGGUAGUAAUAACAUUCAAAAAGACACACCAUUUACCGGCUCUUCUUCCUCAUCUCGUCGAGUUUCAGACCACAAUAUUUCUGGAACUCCGAGCAUCAACAAUGAAACUCUGAACGCACUUGGAUCAAAUCAAGCUAGUCCUCAUUCCACAAAUCAAAAUCAAAGCCUUCCUCAGUCUGUUGAUCCCCAAAAUCAAACCUCAAGUGGAGUCCCCGGUCAACAAACGACUCCAAACAAUCAGCAAAGACCAAAUCAAGUUUCGACUAACUCACCUACUAACACACAAAUCCAUUCUCCAUCUGAAAGUUGCCAAAUCGCAGAGUCACCCUCAAGUAAAAAUAGAUCGCAACUUGCAUCAUCCAAGCACGAGCUUCGACCAGGAAACAACAGCACUCGGGCUGACCACACUACUGAAGAUACAUUCAGUAGCGAGGAUAACUCGGGCUGGAGCAGCAGUAGCUCUGGCCAGAGGCAGCGGGUGCGCAAAUCCGUCGUCGCGCGCAACUCUAUCAGGCAAUCUCUCGGAAACUUCAGGCAACUCAUCAAUCUUCAAGGAAGACCUGGAAUGCCUGGGGCACCUGGACAGUUUUCACCAAAAACAUCAGAUACCCGAAUCGGAGAUGUCAACCGACGAGCAGAAGAGAUCGACGGCCGAGUCAAUGAUCUUCUCGAUGAAAAUAAUCGACUCAGACGCGACCUGGAAAUGUUCAAGUCAUCCACUGAAAAGGAAUUGGCGGAAACGAGGGCGGCAUUAAGUGAUGGAAGUAGCAGAGGAAACAGCGAGAUUUCAAAUGAGACCGUUGAGAAACUUCAGAAACAACUGAGUGGAACCGAGCGCGAAUUAAAGGCAAUGGAAGAGCUGAUUAAAUCACUGUCUGCCGAUGGAAGGGCGAAAUCAGAAGAACUGGACAGACUACAGCGACUACUGCAAGAUCUUCAAGAGCGCGCUGCUCUCAAGGACUUUGUUACGACGAGUUUGGACCAGAAGGCAGAUGCUGCAGAUCUGAGGGCGUUGUUGUCAAAGGACGAGUUGGAUAGCACGGCGCAGUCGAUUAUCAAUCAGCUUCAGGAAUUAAUAAACCGCCAAGCAGCGCACGAGCAAUCCAUGGGCGAGCACUUGAAAGAAGUCGGCCUUGAAGUCGACCAUCGCACAAAAGACGACGACUUCAACAGAUUCUCAGAGCAAAUUGAAAAACGACUUCGCGCGUUGCGUAAGAAAAUCGAAAAAGCAGGAGCAGGAGGACUCAACGACCUGGCAACUGAAGCCGGAGCCGCUGGUUUUAGGAAGCAAUUGUUUAACUGUAUUUCCUGCGACAAGGAUUUGUACAUGCGAAUAACGAAUCCGCUUCUUCCUUCUCCGUCCGCUUUCCCCGCUCGAAUGUCGCUCAGGCCGCACACCGCUUACGAUACAAAGCAUGUGAGAUCGCAAGCUCGCGGAGAACCUUCAGACUUGCUCGAUCCUAUCAAGCGUGAAGGCACAUCUGAUUACAGCACACUCCUCGUUGAAAAAGAACUAGAACGAAGACGCAAAAUGAAAGAAAACAAAAUCAGACAGGAAAUCAGUGGAUACAAUUUCAAAUCAGGAUCUAUUCCUCGACAAGUUGGUGGAAAUCGACAAGUUGUUUACGAUCGUGGAGCUCGACAAGAAGAACUGCGGCUGGCCAUGGGUACCGAUUUUGAAUCAGCAGACUUGGAAGGCACCGACGGACAUUUGUACAAAGGCCGCGUCCGAAAACUCCCUAACCUCGUCAGAAAAACACUGGACGAGGAAGACUUGAACAGAUCCCUGGACAACCCAGUGCCCGACGACGUCCAUAUUCCGCCUACCGCGCCCGAGAAGUCCUGA